AUGGUACGGCAUCGCGAUCCCCUGUCGUUUGCCAGUACGGCCUCGACUGCACAUGCGACGGGGCGGGCUGAUGCAGCGAUGCGUGCGGCCAGUUCUGGGGCGCCUGAGGGGGCGGCGCGGGCGCAGCAGCUUGGGCUGGGGCUGGAUACGAUUUAUGGGGUUUCAAAGGGGGAUAUCAGACGUCUCGCUCGUCGCGGGGGCGUUAAGCGCAUCUCCGGCCUAGUCUACGACGACAUUCGCGGUGCACUCAAAGACCGCCUCACAUCUAUCCUCAAAGAUGCAAUUGCGGUUGUCGAGUCGAGCGGCCGAAGCACAAUCACAGUCACCGAUGUCAUCUUCGUCUUGAACCGCCAAGGACGCUCACUUUAUGGCUUCGACCCCGCAUUCAUUAGGAGUAGGCAAUAG
Molecule: messenger RNA, 405 nt
Organism: Plenodomus lingam JN3
Lineage: Eukaryota; Fungi; Ascomycota; Dothideomycetes; Pleosporales; Leptosphaeriaceae
Source: RefSeq, a predicted model, not a curated record